AUGAAGUUCAGCACCGUCGCCGUUUAUCUCGCCGCCUUUGUGGGAGGCUCAUUGGCCGCCGCUCUCAAUGAGCGUCAAGCACCACCCGCACCACCGGGCCCAACGCCCAAGGUCAUCCCCGUCGUUGUGGGUAGCCCGACCCGCGAGAAGUCCCUGCUCUUCUACCCCGAGGUCGUAAAGGCCAACCCCGGCGACAUUGUCCAGUUCCAGUUCUGGCCCAACAACCACACCGUCACCCAGGCCGCCAACACCCAGGCCCCGUGUAUGCCCCUCCAGGACCAAAUGCCGAACGCCGUCCACUCUGGCUUCAUUCCGGGUGUCACGGACGGCUCCCCGGUUGGCACUUUCAACGUGCAGGUGGAGAACACUGAGCCCAUGCUCAUGUACUGCGCGCAGGGCAUGCACUGCCAGCUUGGCAUGGUCAUGAUCAUCAACCCUAAAGCGGAUGCCGACGUACAGGCCUACAGGACGGCCGCAAAGGGUUCGCAAAUGAAUGUUCCAGCCAAGAAUGUCGCCGGUGGCUCUGCGGGCAGGAUUCCCUCAAAUUUGGCUGUUCCGCCCGUUGUUUAG
This is a messenger RNA of Colletotrichum orchidophilum, 570 nucleotides long. RefSeq names its product extracellular serine-rich protein. The transcript has 3 exons. The record is from RefSeq and is a predicted model, not a curated record. The coding region runs from base 1 to 570 and encodes 189 amino acids. Lineage: Eukaryota; Fungi; Ascomycota; Sordariomycetes; Glomerellales; Glomerellaceae.